UUGGAUCAUACCCAGAGUGUCCUCUUGCCAUCCCUCGGUGAACCCUUGACGCUCGCCCUCAGCACAUGCGGGGCAUUCGUGUUCAGCCUUCCAUUAUACAUGCUUAGGCACGUCAUGGUGCACGUCCCUUCUGCAUCGCACGCGGUCUCAUUUGGUACACUGGCCGUGCUUGCCUUCCUCGCAUACACGUUGCUCUUCCAAGCUCCAAAAGCUUCACGGCUUUUCCAGAGCUCGACGCUCCCUCCACAAUAUGUCAUCGGGUCUUAUAUUGCGUCUUUGCUCACUUCCGUCGCGUUGGGUAUUCUCGUAUACGGCAAAUACCCAAGACUGACUGAUCUCAUUGUCGGAUCUCUACUUCUCUAUGGCGUCUAUCCAAGACCCAUAAAUUCCGUUUCCGUGUCACCCUACGCGUCGAGCUCACGACUCGUUCGAUCCUACCUGAAGACCAUAUUGUCAAACCCAGAAUCCAGGAAGAUAUUCUACUUCCUUGUGCUGAACAUGUGCUACAUGCUUGUACAAAUGGUGUAUGGCGUCUGGACGAACAGUCUGGGUCUCAUAUCCGAUGCGAUUCACAUGGCGUUCGACUGCAUGGCAAUUGGCGUCGGUCUCAUAGCAUCUGUAAUGGCUAGGUGGCCCCCGAACGAGCGUUUCACAUACGGAUAUGGCCGCAUAGAGACACUCUCCGGCUUCGCCAACGGAAUCUUCCUCAUUCUCAUCUCAGUAUUCAUCGUGUUCGAGGCUAUUCAGCGAUUAUUGGAACCGCCCGAGAUGAACACCAGUCAACUAUUGCUGGUUAGCUCAUUGGGGUUGGGUGUGAACCUCUUCGGGAUGUUUGCUAUGGGCGGACAUCAUCAUGACACCCUGGGUUCGGUCGGCGUCAUCGUGUCCACGCUGCUGAUCCAGUGGUACGGCUGGACGGGCUUCGACCCGAUCGCGUCGCUCUUCAUUGCCGUGCUCAUCGCGGCGAGCGUGAUUCCGCUCGUGAUCGACACCGGCAAAGUGCUCGCACUCGACCUGUCAGACCGCGAGGCGCGUAUCCGGGAUACCCUCUCAGAGGUAAAGCAAUGCAGUGGCAUGAUCCGAACAGUGUUGAAUAACUAA
Molecule: messenger RNA, 1101 nt
Organism: Postia placenta MAD-698-R-SB12
Lineage: Eukaryota; Fungi; Basidiomycota; Agaricomycetes; Polyporales; Adustoporiaceae
Exons: 7
Biological process (GO): transmembrane transport; intracellular zinc ion homeostasis; zinc ion transport
Cellular component (GO): Golgi apparatus; membrane
Molecular function (GO): zinc ion transmembrane transporter activity
Source: RefSeq, a predicted model, not a curated record